Molecule: messenger RNA, 1779 nt
Organism: Cordyceps fumosorosea ARSEF 2679
Lineage: Eukaryota; Fungi; Ascomycota; Sordariomycetes; Hypocreales; Cordycipitaceae
Product: ATP-dependent RNA helicase MSS116
Exons: 1
Coding region: 1-1779 (592 amino acids)
Cellular component (GO): mitochondrion
Molecular function (GO): ATP binding; nucleic acid binding
Source: RefSeq, a predicted model, not a curated record
AUGACUGAGAGAGGAGGCAGAGAUGGGCAGCGCCCAGAUCGCCGUCGCGGAGGCGGUCGCGGCCGCGGUGGUUCUAAGGGACACUUUCGCGGCCGCGGCGGCGGCAACAGACGCGGCGGCCGUGGUGGCGGCCAUGCCAACAACAACAGGUCAGACUACGGCACGGACAGCCCCAUGGCCAUGGACGUGGAUGACACGCCUACUCACACGCCGCCUCCUGCCCAAGAUGAUGCCUCGUACAAGCCGCCGCUGACCGAGGCCGUGCCCCUCGACACGCCGCGCUUUGCCGACCUCGCCGGGCAGGACCUUGUGCACCCGCUCGUCAUCCAGACCAUCACCGACGACCUCAAGUUUAACCACAUGAUGCCUGUCCAGGCCGCCACACUGUGGGAGCUGCUGCCGCCGAACCGCAGCGACUGCCUCGUGCAGGCCAAGACGGGCACCGGCAAGACCGUCGCGUUUCUUCUGCCCGCCCUGCAGACCAUGCUGAGCCGGACGCGCGGCGCCGCUGUCAGCCGCGACUCACCCACCUCUCUCCUUGUCAUCUCGCCGACCCGUGAGCUAGCCAUGCAAAUCGCGGAAGAGGCGAAGGCGCUGCUUCAGCGGCUGCCCACCUACCGCGUGCGCGUCGCUAUUGGCGGCACCAACAAGGACCGCGAGGAACGCCAGAUCCUCGACGGCUGCGACGUGCUCAUCGCCACACCCGGCCGCCUGAUCGACCACAUGUCCAACGAGGAGAUCGUCUACGCGCUGCGCGGCCUCGACACCCUCGUGCUCGACGAGGCCGACCGCCUGCUCGACAUGGGCUUCAUGCCCGCGCUGCGCGAGAUCGUCAGCAAGCUGCCCGACCGGCAGCAGGUGCCGCGUCAGGGCAUGCUCUUCUCCGCCACCAUCGCCGCGCACGUCAACAAGGUCGCCGGUCUCGUCCUCGCGCCCGGCUACAAGUUCAUCUCCACCAUCCCCGAGGGCGAGGCCAACACGCACGAGCGCGUCCCCCAGCACCUCGUCAAGGUGCCCUCCUUCUCCUCCGUCGCCGCUGGCAUGGUCGGCGCCGUGCGCCAGGAGGCCGCCGCCGCCAACAACGGCAACUUCAAGGCCAUCGUCUUCGCGCCGACCGCCGCGCUCGCCGGCCUCUACGGCCACGUGCUCUCGCAGAUCCCCGGGCUGCCGCCCGUGUCGACGCUGCACAGCCGGAUGACGCAGAGCCGCCGCACCAACGUGACCAACGCGUACCGCGACGCCCGCUCCGCCAUCCUCACCGCGACCGACGUCAUCGCCCGCGGCAUGGACUUUCCCGGCGUCACCAUCGUCUUCCAGGUCGGCAUCCCCUCCGAGAAGCAGAGCUACAUCCACCGCCUGGGCCGCACCGCGCGCGCCGACGCCGAGGGCAAGGGCGUCUUCCUCAUCGCCGAGGACGAGGCCUUCUUCCCGCGCUGGACCCUCAAGGAGAUCUCCUUUGUCCCGCAGGACGCCGACGUGUCCACCGAGCCCGAGGUGGCCCGCAUCAUGGAGCGCAUGGACGAGGAGGAAAAGGGCCGCAUCUACCAGGCCUGGCUCGGCUACUACAACAACCACAUGAAGGGCCUGCGCUGGGACAAGGAGGAGCUGGUGCGCCAGGCCAACGUGUACGCGCGCGAGGCGCUGGGCACGCCCGAGACGCCGACGAUUCAGCGCAGCACGGUCGGCAAGAUGGGCCUGCGGGGGACGAGGGGCCUGAACGUCGUCCCGGAUAAGCCCAGGGCGCCUCGGGGGGGCAGGGGAGGGCGCGGGGGCAGGUAA